This is a messenger RNA of Penicillium waksmanii, 1503 nucleotides long. RefSeq names its product phosphatidate cytidylyltransferase. Lineage: Eukaryota; Fungi; Ascomycota; Eurotiomycetes; Eurotiales; Aspergillaceae. Bases 1 to 1503 code for a protein of 500 amino acids. The record is from RefSeq and is a predicted model, not a curated record. Gene Ontology annotation, biological process: cardiolipin biosynthetic process; CDP-diacylglycerol biosynthetic process. Gene Ontology annotation, molecular function: phosphatidate cytidylyltransferase activity. Gene Ontology annotation, cellular component: mitochondrion. The transcript is spliced from 2 exons.
AUGGUUCUCCCUCAGAGAACCGGCCUGAGUGCCAUUUUGAGGUCUCGAUCUCGUCUUUCUACCCUUCCAUGGCUGCCUGCUUCCGUCCGCUAUAUUUCCAUUGAUUCCCGCCCGACCUCGGACUCUCCUUCCUACCGAUCUUCACAAUCCACUCUUUCAAAAUCAAAUUUACUAUACAAUGUCCCACCCGGACUAUCUACCUCCUCCCAGCCCUUCUCGACGUCCCCGUCGUUGAGCAAUACCGCCGAUUGGGACCACAAUCCAAACCUCGCCAUCUCAAACUUCUCCGAACUUCCGUCGAAGGAUUUCGGUGUCAACCAACAUAUGCUCAUAAACCAAGAAUUUAAGGAAGCUUUGCGACAAAUUCUUUGGCAAUUCCGGGCCCCAAUUCGAUACGCUUUCGCAUAUGGAUCGGGCGUCUUCACCCAAACAGGGGCUUCUAGUUCCUCCUCUACACACCCAUCGGCACCCGCCGCCAUUAAAAACAUGCAACAAGGCUCGGGUAAAAUGAUCGAUUUCAUAUUCGGAGUUUCAUAUUCCCAACAUUGGCAUUCCCUGAACCUCCAUCAACAUCGUGACCAUUACUCCGGAUUGGGCUCUCUCGGAUCGUAUGUGGUUUCACAGGUACAAGAUCAGUUCGGAGCAGGUGUAUAUUUCAAUACUCACAUCACGGUGAAUGGAACGUUGAUCAAGUACGGAGUGGUGAACUUGGACACACUUUGCACGGAUCUUACGCAGUGGAACACCCUAUAUCUUGCGGGCCGAUUGCAAAAACCGGUCAAGAUUCUUCGGGAUCACCCUAAAGUUCGAUUGGCGAAUCAAAUGAACCUGCUGUCUGCUCUGCGUGUGGCGCUAUUACUCCUUCCAGAACGCUUCAGUGAAUUUGAACUUUAUAGCACGAUCGCAGGUAUCAGCUACAUGGGUGAUCUGCGCAUGGUUCUCCCUGCAGAAGACCCCGGCAAGGUGCGUAACAUUGUCUCUGGACAGAUGGCCCACUUCCGGCGGUUGUAUGCACCGCUCAUCGAAAAUCUUCCCAACGUCAACUUCAGCGAUCCUCGUUGUAGCCAGAAUGAUUGGAUCGAUGAUCCGGAUGCGAUCUUGUCAAUGGUGCAGGACAUGGAUCCGGUCAAGCGUGGAAACAUGGUUCGCCGACUACCGGAAUCGUUCCGUGAGAAAGUCUACUUCCAGUACCAGUCGCGCUACGCUAUUCCGCGGGCCGAUUUCGACAAGAUGAUGGCAGAGAACAAUGACAGCCAGGAUAUCCGCCGGAUUGCCAGUGAUGAGAGCCUUCAGCAAGAGGUUUCCACUUCUAUCAUGAAAACCAUUCGUUGGCCAAGCACUGUUCAGACCAUCAAGGGACCCUUGACUGCUGGUCUGGGCAAAAGCUGGACUUACCUCAAGGAAAAGCGUGAGAAGCACAAAAAGUCACAGGCUCAAUCGAAACAGGCGACAGUAUCGCCGCCACCUUCGUCAACCGAGAAGACUGGCACGAAGAAAGAUUAA